AUUAAUAUUACCAAAUUCUUUAAAAAAGGAUUUGAAUUGAUAGUAAUUCGUCUCGAGUUGAGUAAGUGCUUCUAAGUAUAAUGGCAAAACCGAACUUUACGGAAUAUCAGUUGUGGAUGGGAAAUCUGGAACGUUAUAUGGAUGAAGACUUCAUAUUUAAAGCAUUUCGUAAGAUGAAUGAAAAUCCAGACUCUGUUCGUAUGAUUCACGAAAAAAACGGCGAUAAUGCUGGAUAUUGCUUUAUUAAUUUUCCAACUGACAAAUUGGCAUUGAAUGCCAUGAAUAAGCUAAAUGGUAUGAUGAUUCCAGAUACUAUGCCACCAGUGCGGUUCCUUCUUAAUUUUGGCACCCGAAACUAUCAGCAAAAUUUAUAUAGUGCUUGGAUUGGAGGCCUGUCGUGUGAAGUUGAUGACUAUGGGUUGUUUAAGACAUUUGCACAAAAGUAUGCUUCCGUAAAAAGUGCUAAAGUAAUUCUUGAGAGCUCAAGUCGAAACAAUAGAUAUGGAUUUGUAAGUUUUAGUUCAAAAGUUGAUCUUUUGGCGUCCAUUAAGGAAAUGAAUGGAUACGUUGGCCUCGGAACCAAAGCGUUAAAAGUUCGUAAUGCCACAAGUAAUAACAAGAGUGAAAAGCUUCGAAACAGAAGUAAUUCUGAAAGUAAAGCUGCUACCAGUUGUGAUAUUACGCUAAACCCCAACUGUAGCAUUUAUCAUGAUUUCAACUUACAAGGUGCUAGUACUUUUCAGGAUCCUAUUAGCCGGAUAUACCUGGAAAAUAUGAAGUGGCCUCACUGCUUAAAAGAUGUUAUCUAUUGUGAUUUUAAUCAAAAUCAAUAUUCCUCGAUCAUGGUGCAACAUAGCCCAACAAAUAACCAGUCGGCAAACGAAGAGUCCGAGACAGGGUCAAGUCAAAGUACUGAUUCAAAUGUCAAAAAAUACUACAAUUUGGAUCAAUAUACUAAUCGCAUCUAUUUUACCGGUUAACUUUAGCAUUAUUUUAAAUGUCUCUUGAAAAUUUAUUAUGUUUUAUUAGUCUGCUAUUUGCAUUUUAAAAUUAUAUCAGUUUCAGUUCAAAUAAAUGUGAGAUUUUUUAAUGCCACA
Teleopsis dalmanni is the source of this 1097-nucleotide messenger RNA. RefSeq names its product tRNA selenocysteine 1-associated protein 1-like. The transcript is spliced from 2 exons. Gene Ontology annotation, molecular function: RNA binding. The record is from RefSeq and is a predicted model, not a curated record. Bases 81 to 980 code for a protein of 299 amino acids. Lineage: Eukaryota; Metazoa; Arthropoda; Insecta; Diptera; Diopsidae.